UACACAAGGACGUUGAAAUUUUAACUUAGUUCGAAAAGUUGUUCACAGUUGUUUCAGGAAUCUCGACCAUGUCCAUGUAUUUGAACGUUUUCAUCGUCACUUUUGUGGCAUGGAUAUCUUUUUCCUCCGCACAGGUAAGCAAAGACAAGGUAAUCAAUGACUCAUGCUCUCCUUCCUAUAUGCAAUGGAACUGUUUUUAUGAGUAGGCCUAUACAGAUAGAAUAUAGAUAGUAAAAAUCACGCAUACAUAGAGUGUCCCGCUCGUAUAUUUGCCUUCUUUUGUACACUUAUAAGACAGUUUGAAUGCAUACAUGGUUACACCUCAGGCCAAAUGAACGAGUGAAAACGACGAGUGAAGAAAUUAAAACUUGAUCUUUGAAAACAUGAUUCGUGAUCUUCAUUCAUAUUAAUUAAUUAAGAGAUGGUUAGCUUAACUUUUUUGUAUAAGUAUAAAGUACAGCACUUAUAACACAACUCUGGUACAAUUUUAUUCAGUUUACUACGCAGGAGCCAGUGGACGUUGAAUCCAACCAUCAUGAUCUUGGACCGUGCAAUGAAGAGAACUUCGGCCAACGCAAAUUGAUUAAAGACAGUGAUGGCAACGAAACAGCUCUCAUUUGCUCUCACGACAACGGUGUUUAUUCAUGGAAGCUAGAGAACGCUAUGGAAACGGAAAGUGGGAUUUUUUGUUUUAAUUUAAUGAACGAGUGUUAUACGAAUAAUUACAAAAUGAAAUGGAAUGUACUCAACCACUGGAAUCUCAAAAUAACUAUAGAAUGGGUGUACAAAGUUUAAUCAUGCACAUUUAGAUAAAUACUUUAGCUUUUACAAAUUGCUAAAAUUAAUGUAAAUAAUAUAUACUUAUAUGUACUCAUGUAUAUGUAUUUCAUAAUUCUCGAAAUUUUUGAAAGUUUGUUAUUCAUACCGCGUUAUUCCAAUAAUUUGUUCAAACUUUAUAUAUAUAUAGGUAUACCAGUUUUGGAAAAAUAUUUCCAGAGGUUGAUUUCAUUUUUUCACUGUGUUAUACUUUUAAUCACACUCAGCCAGCCCCGUCUAUUUCAGAAUGGCUUAUCUUAUUCAUUAUUCUGCUAUACAGAUGACAAUCAAAUAAUAAUUUCAUUUGCAGUUGAUGAUACGCAUGAUGUUAUGGAAGAUAUCAUUUUGAAGCGUGAAGCAGCCACGGAAUUCUACCAACGACAACGUGAUCGUCGAAGUUUAAAAGCCCUACAUCAUGAAUGUUAUUCUGAAUGUUGCACCUGGGAGGAAGUUCGCGAAUAUUUCAAAUAGGAAAGCGAGUCUCAAGCGAAAACAGUAUGUUUGACUUUACUAGUCUAUAUAUAUGACUAUGAGAACUCGACCGAAUGGCCAGAUGCGUGCGCUUUUUCUUUUAUCCUGAAUGUCCUAAACAUUUCCCCCACUAUGUUUCGUGGUAUAAGUGCUGCAUUAGUUACAUUGAUUAUGAUAAAACGACUAUCAUUACAAUAACCGAUGCCAACGACACGGUGGUCCAAACUUUCGAAGCAAGGUCAAAAGUAUAUAUAUUGGACAAAAUAUAAUAUUUUUAAAACAUAAAAGCUUUGCGAAAUUGUUCAGCUAGGGAAUUUUAACCCUUUAAAAGAUGUCCCAUGCACCUCCAGACGAUAAUCAAGCACAUGUAUAUUUACUUCAUAUUUUUACUUCAAACAACAUAAUGUCAAAAAAAUAUUUUAAUAUAUUACAGAAAGAAUAUUGGAAAACAUUCCAAAAGUGGAAAAGAAAGAAUGGCUGUACCGUAAGGAUUAGUUUUUAUACCUGCAUUGAAUUAUAUAUACUGCAUAAUAGUAAUAGUUAACACUAAAUCUGCCCCCAAUCGGUGAACCUUUGCAAUCUGUAUAUAUCUUCUUCCAACCUUCGUAUAUAGCUUUUUAACCAACUGAGUGAACUGACAAACACCAGAAAGGUGACUGCAUUUUAUAUGUUCGCUGUUCGCACGUAUAUUGGUGUACUUGCGGUAAUUACCCAUAGAUCCUUUGCGGCCUUAGAAUGAAAAAACUGAGAUUUUUUUUCAAUACAAUAUAUAUAUAUAUAUAUAUAUAUAUAUAUAUAUAUAUAUAUAUAUAUAUAUAUAUAUAUAUAUAUAUAUAUAUAUAUAUAUAUAUAUAUAUAUGUAUAUAUAUAUAAAUAUGUAUACGCGCGGGGACUUCUUCCUAUAUGCCUCCUCGGGUUUUGGCCAUCUGGGGCCAAAACCGGGGGGGGGGGUUAAUGUCGACCAUAACUACAUGCAUAAAUCAUUAUAUCAUACCAUAUUAAACAUGCAAUGACAUCCGUGGCUUUGCAAACAUGCAAACAAAGACAAAUUAUAUAUAGCUAAUGAACUAUAUAUUCAUCGAUAUAUCGAUAUAAUAAAACCCAACAUUCAACAUGCAGUCAUUACUGUAUUGUCAAUUUUACUGAAGCGAACGAGAUUAUCAUCUUGCAAUAUUAUGUGAUUAUAAUUUAUAUACGGCCUGCAUGCACAUUACCUUGUGAUCAUUGAAACACUGUUACUGCAUGUCAUUGUGCUAUGCUAUGAAAUAAUUAUCGCGGUUAAAGUUGUUGUAUUUGCCGAGAAUAGCCAGAAUAUAAAUACGAGGAGAAGUAUAUUUAUAAAUUAUGUGCAUUACAUUUGAUUUUUCCAGAGCAGCAGCUGGUCAUGGUAAAUUCACUAACAAAAGGAACGGUACAAACUAAAGAGUAAAGGAACAACUGGAAAACCGACAAUUACAUAGAUUAGAAUAGAGUGGCAAUCUUUCAUUUGUAGAUGCUGCAUUUAUACAUAGAAAAACGUAUAAAGUAUAAACAAAAGUGAUCCUAAAUUAUCUUUUGAUUGAGUAAUCAUAUAAUGAAUGAUGGAUGAAUGCU
Paramuricea clavata is the source of this 2880-nucleotide messenger RNA. Lineage: Eukaryota; Metazoa; Cnidaria; Anthozoa; Malacalcyonacea; Plexauridae. The record is from the annotation of a GenBank genome assembly.